AUGUGUGGCCACAAAAAGGAUCGAUGGAGUCCAAUUGUAAGGAAGUAUUGUCCAGUAAAGUGUGCCAGUAUUGACGGGACAUGUCCCAUUCCUCACGACAAAGCAGUCCUACGUGCACUGAAAGCCCGUCAUGUGCCCAACAAAAGAUCCCUCGGAGACCCCUCUCACACAGUAUUUGUUGGAAGACUGGAUCCUAAGACCAAUGAGGACUCAAUAAGGGAAACAAUGAAGCAAUUUGGCCGAAUUAUCAACCUUAGACUGGUAAGGGACUUGGUUACUGGUUUCUCCAAAUGUUAUGCCUUUGUGGAAUAUUCUCGAAGGCACUAUGCCCAAAGAGCCAUUUCUAAAUCCGUUCUGCUUGAUGGCAAAAAUGUUUUUGUUGAUGUGGAACAUGGUCGGUCACUCCCCAACUGGGUUCCCAGGAGGCUGGGCGGGGGGUUUGGGGGACGAAAGGAGUCGGGUCAGCUACGUUUUGGUUGCCUCACGAGGCCUUUUCGAAGGCCUACAAAACAUAUUAUUCAUAAAUUUUAA
Messenger RNA from Octopus sinensis (East Asian common octopus), 531 nucleotides. RefSeq names its product U11/U12 small nuclear ribonucleoprotein 35 kDa protein-like. Gene Ontology annotation, molecular function: mRNA binding; snRNA binding. The coding region runs from base 1 to 531 and encodes 176 amino acids. The transcript has a single exon. The record is from RefSeq and is a predicted model, not a curated record. Gene Ontology annotation, cellular component: precatalytic spliceosome; U12-type spliceosomal complex. Gene Ontology annotation, biological process: mRNA splicing, via spliceosome. Lineage: Eukaryota; Metazoa; Mollusca; Cephalopoda; Octopoda; Octopodidae.